This is a messenger RNA of Aspergillus sclerotioniger CBS 115572, 1980 nucleotides long. RefSeq lists its product as uncharacterized. The record is from RefSeq and is a predicted model, not a curated record. Lineage: Eukaryota; Fungi; Ascomycota; Eurotiomycetes; Eurotiales; Aspergillaceae. Bases 1 to 1980 code for a protein of 659 amino acids. The transcript has a single exon.
AUGGCUGGUCGACAGAACGGCCUUUCGCGCACCCUGCCGAAGAACUUCACCUUUUCUUCGACGGGCUUGGGUGAGCCUAGGACGCCAGAGCGCGCCUCGACUCACCUGGGUGUGCCACCACCCCCCCCUCGUCAUUCCAGUUGCCGUUUGCGCAGGUCCCGCGUCCGCUCGGGGACCGACGUCUUUGCUGAGGCCCAAUAUGACCUCAGCACGUCCACCUCUAACCAAUCCGAUGUCCCUUUGCCCUCGAUUGAAUUCCCGUUUAAUGACGCUUUUACCGGAUCCUCGUAUCCAACAGUUCCCUCUCGCGAUGACCGGUUCCUAGCGCCUCCCCGGGACCGUCUGGCCAUGAAAACGCCCCCGGCUCAGAUUCGUCCCGAUCCGGUCGAGGAGACAAACUCGGGAUCAUGGUAUUUGCACGAUUCCCAAGCCCUGGGGGAGAGCAUACAACGUCCGAGUUCCGCCUGCUCGCAAGCAUCGGAUUCGUCGGUCUCAUCAAUCGAAACGUUUAGCUCGCGGCGCUCAGCGGGCGGAAGCUGUACAAGCAUGGAGGAAGAGUCAUACGACCCUUUCUUCCACCUGGAGCUUCCAUCAAAGCAAACACCAGAAACACCCACCCUGUCUCACACGCGCAAGAAUAAGGCACGAUCACGCCCUUUCAAAGAGCGAUGGACCCUGCCUAUGGACAACCAUCUGUGGAACACCUACCAGGUCUACCUACAAGACCCGACCAUUACCCCCUUUAAAAUGACUCCGGGCAGCAUUCCGCCUCUUGGUGUCGCUCAUCGCGUCGCCCGAGAGGCGAAGCGGAGUUGGGAGAGAAGGCGCUUUAGACCUGACGGGCAGUUUCCCAUGGCGCUCUCGUCGCAUCAGCGCCCAAGCAACCACUCCACGCCCACCCCCAGGUCCGAUUUAGCGAGGCAAACCUGGCCCAAGUCAGAAGCAUCCACUCGGCGCAGGUUAAAAUUUCUCUGUAGAAAAAAGUUCUCAAUCGCUCCUCACUACCAGCGGAUGAUGCAGUCCAAGAGCCCGACACCGUUCCUGGACGUGUUCUCGAACCCGACCGGAGAACCUGCCCGACCCGAGGCUCCUAUCAACAGCUCCACUGCGUAUGCGACGCGCGAUCUGGGCGUGUCGCUAGUGUCCAGCUAUGUUCCCGGGCCUUUGGCUAAAUUAGCAACGGAGGGCCCGUCACCACAGGAGGUCAGUAACGAGUGGUUCAACAACCCUGUCCUUAGUGAGGGAUAUGAAACCAUGGCUGCGCCGCCCACGAUACACGCUGUUGCCAGUGCCGGCAAGCAGGAGCCAGUGCCACGACUAGGAUCACCCUUUACGUACAACUCGUGGGGUCCCAGUGGCUCGAAAAAGCGCCUCCAUCGUCAUACACCCAGAAAUAGGCGGGAAACCAUCCAUGUGACGGGCUCCCGGCUUCGUUCUCCGCCUCGCAUGGAGACCUUCCCCCACCUGGCACCCUAUGCUGGCCCCACGAGUGAAUUUCCAGCCGAACAGGACACGGAUGAACAGUUAGAAGAUCUUCUCCGGCAUGGAAAGCUCAAUCAUGUUGGCCAGCAUCGCAUACGGAUUCGCAACCGUGGCGCCACAACGAGUGCAGUCAAUCACCAGGGCCUCGACCAGUUGUUCUCACCGCCAUCAUCGUCGUCUCGGAAUGAAGACAUUAUAGUGGAGAAACCCGUAGCUAACGCAUUGCUGAAUCUCGGUGGCGAAAAUAUCAAGCGUUUGGGCUCGCCUUUCAAGCUGGAAGUAACCAAACGACCCCAGCCUUCACCUAGGCGCAUUAGGCAUGCUCCGUCUUUCUCAGAUCCAUUUGCCAGCGGACUACUUCCCCCACUGGACUCGACAAGUUCGAACAGUCAGCCUCAGAAUCAAGGAAUGACUGGCGUGCCCCUAUACGAUCCAACCGGGAAAGAUGUUGAAUGCAGUCGCACUCCAAUCCUUAAUACGCCGCACUCAAGACAAUAG